Molecule: messenger RNA, 4564 nt
Organism: Dicrocoelium dendriticum
Lineage: Eukaryota; Metazoa; Platyhelminthes; Trematoda; Plagiorchiida; Dicrocoeliidae
Source: the annotation of a GenBank genome assembly
GAACUUGACCUUGAAUUUUUACCAGUUUAGAAGCACACAGUACUCUAAGCGAUUUUCCUCGAUCUGCCUUUUGACAAUGGCAACCGAUUCUCUUCCUACCUAAAGCGUUAUGCGGAAAAGAUUACGUGUGCCACUUUCACCAACACGUUUGCUUUGUGUUACGCAUGUCCACUGGGAUUGAGGAUUCCAGGCUAAGGAAUGCCGCCCCUCUGGAGGACCGGCUUGAGUUUCAACACCCCCAAGCAGCGAUUACUGCUAACACUACCCGACAAAAUCUGGCUGGAGGAAGUGGUGUGUUUGCUAAUUUUUUUGAAGAACUAGCGGGUCCCCAAAAUUCUGGCAUUACUGCAUGUGAUCCCGCAUCGUCUAUCGUUCCAGACGGUAAUCUAACCUACAAUCCCGACGGUUUUCCACACGAAUAUUUUCACGUCGGCGAUUCCCUUUGCCCAUCCAUACCUAAUGCCUUUUACGUUCCUUAUGAAGAAGAUAAUGAUAUAACAAUUUUGGACCAGUACAAACGCUUCACGGAUCGAUCUCGUGGUGCCUCCUCCUUGCACCCCUAUUUGUAUGGAAUUUCGUCACCAGAGCAGUCAUCUCCUUGGGGUGGUGCCGCGGUUCUGCCUUCGCCGCAGCCCGUCGACUUAUCCGAUUACGUGCACGGAGAGUUGGGCAGCGACAUGUGUAUUGCCUACUCCCAGCGGUGCAAGCCUCCUAAAGUGCUCGCUAAACGUUUCCUCUUGGGCGAGACAGUCGGACGCGGUAGUUACGGCAAAGUCAAAGACGCAAUCGACUUGGUAACUCUUCGCCGGCAUGCGGUGAAAAUUAUCAGCAAAUUUGGUGUUCGCAAAAUUCCCGGUGGUUGGUGUCAAGCCCUGUUGGAGGCUAGCGUCAUGCUACGUCUUCCUCCCCACCGUCACAUCGUCUCGUUGGCUGCUGUGUUGCGCUUAGAAGACCCAGAUCGACUAUGUCUCGUCAUGGAGCAUUGCUUGGGUUCUGUGCACGACCUGCAGUCUGCAGGUGUUCCUUCCACUUCGAUGAACUAUGGUGUGGACGAACGAGUUGAUGAACUCAUUUCCGACUAUCGGGACGAUCCGUCUGCGAACCCAGAGACUUCCGUUCGCCAUCCGGAGAGACGAAACACUGAUGCCUCGCAUAACACCGCUCGGCGGUUUGCUGGCAAACACGGCAAGUUUCGCGUUCAGCUGCCGACAAUUGCCACGGACAUCAAGCAGGAGGCGAAAAAAAUCACUGACGCCAUUAAAAACCGUAAAAUCUCCAACAUCGAAGCGGGAUUGCGGCGAAAGCGAUCGUGCACACAGCAAGCACAGCAACAGCAAUUUCGCAGACUUUCAGAAGCCCAAGCACAUGCUUAUUUCAUGCAGCUCAUUGAUGGCCUGCACUUCCUUCAUCGUUGUGGAGUCAUUCAUAGGGAUAUAAAGCCGGCCAAUUUGCUUCUCACCCCGGCUCCCGGUUGCGGUCUCAGUCCAUUGUACAGUGUGGCCGAUUUCAUGGACACCACAGAUACCGCCGAGAUGGACGGAAGCAGGGGUUUCCUCGGACGUUCUCUAUCAGAGAUCCUGAUGGCCUCGCGUGGAUGGUUGAUGAAAUUGACUGAUUUCGGUGUUUCGGCCUCGUUAUCCACUUUCAUUGCUACUGACGAAGUCAGCGGCGGCCAGACUACUCCCGCAGUGCAGCCCCCGGAGGUGGCGAAGGGCGUCCAAUCCGUGUUCGCUGGUUCCAAGCUUGAUGUGUACAGUGCGGGUGUGAGUCUGUACUUCAUGCUCACCGGUCGUGUGCCGUUCUCGUGCAUCAACGUGCUGCAGAUAUUCGAAGCCAUCGCCCAAGGGGACUACACCAUUCCUGGUCACGUGUCUGCCAGUGCAGCUCAUUUGGUCCGAAAGAUGAUGUGCAAGGAUCCAAAGAAACGCUUCACACUGGAACAGAUCGCGAAACAUCCAUGGGUACUGAAUGAUCCACCAUCACCCAUAUCUCUGGAACAAAUUCGAUCAAAAAUGCAAGGGCAUUCACCGGCAGAAUUUACGAGCACUUGGAGUGAACGAGGUUUCGUCUGCUGGCUCGAUCCUUUGGAAUUUCUUCGCAGACCCGGAUUCGAUUACCCCGCGCCCCAUAUCGAUGAGACCGGGGCUCGAAUCUUCACCCCGGUCGAGUUGGGACUCCUGGACGCACCUUGCGAGCCUUCAUCACCUUCCCCAUCUGAAGACGUUUCCGUCAACUCCGGUGAACCGUCUGGGAUCGCCCCUUUCUCUGUUUUGGAGCGCUUAAAGGUUUAUCACGCUUUAUAUGAUCCCGAGGGAUCGGCAAGGCCGGAUGCGAUCAAUCCCGGCUUCACUUCGAACCACAACUCUCAGGGACACUUCAUCGAGUCCAAAUUAUCCAACUUAGGUAUCUCUCCCAUUCCCCAUUACGCCAUUCAACCCAUGGCAUUCAAAAAACAGCGGUACUAUUCCGAAGGGCUCGAAAAUAUUCACCACUUCGAGGUCGGAUCGUCCUCUUUGCCAGCCGUCUACCGUCAGCGCGGGGUAACUAUAUCACUGCCAACUGGAUCGGUAUCAGACAGAAGAUACACAAUGCGAAAUCCUAUGCCUUCUGAGCCCCCACUCUGUCCAGCUGAUCUUCCUGUGUCUCCCCCACUGACUCACUUCCCCGAUUCUCACACCACUAUGAAUGUAGGGGCUGGGGGCACCAUGCGAGCAGAUGGUCUCUUUAGCUACGGCAAACCGGCCUCAACUCACGUUCCUUGGUCGAAGUCAGAAGCAUCUGAAUCGAAAGCAGCUCGGCAUCCUCAAUUUCGGCUUGGAAGCGAUGUACUCACUCUAGCCGACUUUCAUCCCAGUCAGCUGGUCGUUGCAAGGGACUCCCAAUUUGAGGACAGCGAAACCAAGUUGGCUACCCAGCUGUCUCCUGGAUCCAAUGUUCCACCGGACUGUGUUCCCUCCACGCCAGUGAAGGAGAGGCCACGUACUCGCUUGCGCCGGCGAGUCACUCUUUGGUUCGCUUCCCUACAUCGUCGCCUGCGUAACCGAUCACAGCGCGACUCAUACUUGAAUGAGUCCGGAUUGGAUCGGUCUCGCACCUGUGAUUCACCGUUUUAUCAUCCGGUUGAUCCACCUUCUAGUAUGCAGAACUCUGUCACUUCUGAACCGCCCAGUACAGACAAGCACCGGUCAAAAAGCAGACGCUGGUUAACCAUCCGUAGCCUCAGUCGCCACGGCAAGUCAUAGAGCGUAUUGCGCCGUUGAUCUUCGGGCGAUUACGCCUCAAUGUUUCUCCAUCCACUGCCUUGACUUCGAGAAGAAAUCCAUCAUUAUUGUUGACCUCCUUUCUCUUGGCCCACUGUGAUCAGAUGACGGUAUUCGGUUACGCUUUUUCUGCUGCCGUAUCAAAUCGGUUGUGUCUCCUGUGCUCAUCUGAUCUGUCACCGAUCGCCACCUCAUCUUCACUCUCUCUCUCUCUGUCCGGUGUCCUGUCGUUGUUACUGCACAACCUACUUUGUUUUGCUUUUUUACUUUACGGCAUAGUAUAGUUUUGUUUACCCGGUUAACGUGUGCGUACGUUUUAUAUACUCUUCGAUUCAACUGGCUAACUAUUUCAUCUUUUAUUUUGGCAAAUUUGUUUUGAGCUUAUUCAAUUGCAUUGUUUUGCCUUCACUCGUGUUGUACGAUUGAUUGUACAAAAUGCGCACUUCUUAGCCAAAUUUAGCGCGCUCACUUUGUCUGCUUUUUCCAAUCGUUUCUGUUCCCGUUUCACUCACGGCACCACUGUGCAUCUGACCGCUUCGUUGCCAUCGACUCCAGAUCCCCUCUCAAUUAUCAUCCUUGUUUGUUCCGAGAUGAAAAAUGUUACUUAGCUGUUUACAGAUGCUCAUUGCUUUUUGUACAUACUUCUCCUAUUCAUCCCACGCAUGUAUACAUACAUUCUUUUCUUCGUCUCUUAUCAUGGUUAGUACAUUGGAACAAAAACGCGCUUUUGAUACUUUGACCACCUGUGAUAGUCUGAGCUUGUAAACUUCCAUAUUCGGAUGCUUCCUGCUUGCCACUAAUAACAAAAAUGUCGGUGUAUCUUGACCAACUCUAAGCAUUGUACUUAGAUCUCCUCAGCCUAUAUGGACCGUUGCUACGCCCACUAGACCGUGCCAAAUAUCAUUGAAACCCAUUUCGUAAGAUGUUGCUCCUUCUAGACCCCCCUCAUGCGGCACCUCUGAACCCCGGCCGGGGUCAUUGCUUUCGACUUCAUUCAUUGGGCCUAUGGUACUUCUUCUGAAAUUUAGUCCCUUAAAGGUAUCAUCGAGGUCUGAAACCCCCCAAUGCAGAACCGCACCUCCUCCGGGAGUCUAAAAAUUAAUAUACCCUUUGUUGUUUGGAACCUACCGUACUCCAUUUCCGAGGAUCUGAUAUUUCGUUAAACGAUGGUUGGGCAACGGAGAUGUGUCAUUUGGUCGAGCACUUAAAAUGUACUCGGCCAACUGCCGCGAGUACUAUCUAGCUUUGUCUUCCUUUAAACAGUCUGUUUAUUUCUGGAAUCGAACAACGCGUUAGCACCAAGC